CACUUAACUACAAAAUCCAAGUGUUGCACAGUUCUUUAGCUGCUUCCAUUAUCAUUCCCUCUCUUUCUCUAACUAAACUCAUUUCACUUCUCUUUCUCUCUCUCUAUUCUUCACCUCACAAAUGACUUAACUUCAGUUCGCACAUGGGCUUUCUCCGGCGACUUUUCGGAGCCAAAAAAUCUUCUGACGGGUCGGGUUCCAAAUCCGGCAAGAGAAGAUGGAGCUUCGCCAAACACUCCUUAAGGCACAAGUCACUCCCACCGCCACCGCCACCAUCCGUCUUUGAUCCCCCCACUCCCUUGGACGCCAAUAAGCAUGCCAUCGCCGUCGCCGCCGCUACCGCCGCAGUUGCCGAGGCCGCUCUUGCCGCCGCCCACGCUGCCGCCGAGGUAGUCAGACUCACCAGCGGCGGCGUUGCCGGAAGUAGUACUAGCACCAGACCCACCGCGCCGCCGCCGGAGUAUGUGGGCGAACCGCGGUUGCCGGAGGAUACCGCCGCCGUUAAGAUACAGUCGGCGUUUCGCGGUUACUUGGCAAGGAGAGCAUUGAGAGCACUGAAAGCAUUGGUGAAGUUGCAAGCAUUGGUUAGGGGCCACAUUGUGAGAAAGCAAACUGCAGAUAUGCUCAGGCGCAUGCAAACGUUGGUGCGACUGCAGGCCCAGGCACGUGCAAGUCGUGCGCACCUGUCAGAUAAUAUGCACUCUUUCAAGUCUUCCCUUUCUCAUUAUCCUGUCCCUGAAGAAUACGAGCAUCCACCUCGAGCCUACAGCACAAAAUUUGAUGGAUCUUCUAUGCUUAAGAGAUGUAGUUCCAAUGCCAAUUUUAGUGUUGACUCAGAACGGGCACGGUUUAGUUCCAAUUGGUUAGACCGAUGGAUGGAAUUAGAUAAAAUGUGCAGACAAACUGGAAAUGCUUCAUUAAGAAAUGGACAGCUUGAUGAUGAUAAAAGUGACAAGAUUCUCGAAGUAGAUACUUGGAAGCCACACUUUAAGUCUCACCACAGUAGCAACUCCUUCCAGACAGCACAUUAUUAUUUGAGCUCUGAUUAUAACAAUGAGUCUCCAUCAAAACGUUCAACAAAAGCUCUAAAUCAAAGCUUCUCAUCAAGGGAGGUGUUACAGCUAAACUCUUUGAGGUUUCACAAAGGAAAAGAAGAAGCAGCUUCCCGAACUGCUGAUAAUAGUCCACAAGCAUUUUCAGCCACCUCUAGAACUGGAAGUGGUGCAAGGAAAGGUCCCUUUACACCUACGAGAAGUGAGUGUUCGUGGGGUUUCUUCAGUGGCUACUCGGGUUACCCCAAUUACAUGGCUAACACUGAAUCUUUUAGAGCUAAGGUUAGAUCACAAAGUGCACCAAGACAAAGGUUGGAGUUUGACAGAUACGGUUCUACUAGGAGACCUGUUCAGGUUCUUUGUGACGUGGGGCCAAAUUCAGACGGGGAUUCUGAUUUGAGGAAUAAAGUCUUACCUGCCCCUAGCCGUGUGAACAGAAUUGGUAGUACCAGUUUAAGGUGACAGUGUGUAUUUUGUAUGAAGACAACCCCCACUUUUUUCCACAAAAAAGAAGAGACACAUUUCAUCUUGUUUGGGUUUAUUGUGUGUGUGUGGCAGCACUUCAGAAUGUAAUUAUUUUACCUGUAUUCAUAUAGUCCUUUGUCCCUUACACUAUUGUUUUCAUUUUUGACGUUUUAAGUGUGUCAAUUCUUAAGUCAGGACUUGGUUUGACUGUUUGCUUAGUGGAGUGCAUGUUUUGAAUCAUAACAUAUUUGGAACUAGCCCCUUCAUAUGAAUAAUUUAAUGAUGAUGGAUCAAAGUAAUCAUUUCUCUUUAGGGACAUGUAUAGUACAAAUACUGCAGUUUUUUAAUUGAAAGGGAAAAAAUUAUG
Molecule: messenger RNA, 1884 nt
Organism: Abrus precatorius (Indian licorice)
Lineage: Eukaryota; Viridiplantae; Streptophyta; Magnoliopsida; Fabales; Fabaceae
Product: protein IQ-DOMAIN 14-like
Exons: 4
Coding region: 144-1514 (456 amino acids)
Molecular function (GO): protein binding
Source: RefSeq, a predicted model, not a curated record